Messenger RNA from Lutra lutra (Eurasian river otter), 2387 nucleotides. RefSeq names its product kelch domain containing 4 (gene KLHDC4). The transcript has 13 exons. Bases 78 to 1655 code for a protein of 525 amino acids. NCBI's taxonomy places the organism in Eukaryota, Metazoa, Chordata, Mammalia, Carnivora, Mustelidae. The record is from RefSeq and is a predicted model, not a curated record. Gene Ontology annotation, molecular function: protein binding.
GCGAGCGCGUAUUUCCGGCGCGCCGCGCUGCGCUGCCCGCCGCUAGGGGAAUCCCGGUACCACCGCGGACCGGCGCGAUGGGCAAGAAGGGCAAGAAGGAGAAGAAAGGCCGCGGGGCCGAGAAGACCGCCGCCAAAAUGGAGAAGAAGGUGUCGAAGCGCUCGCGGAAGGAGGAGGAAGACCUCGAAGCUCUGAUCGCCCACUUCCAGACCCUGGACGCCACAAAGACUCAGAUCGUGGAGACCCCAUGCCCCCCGCCUUCACCAAGGUUACACGCCUCCCUCUCCGCUCAUCCCGAGAAAGACGAGUUAAUCCUUUUCGGAGGUGAAUAUUUCAAUGGCCAAAAAACGUUUAUGUAUAAUGACCUGUACACCUACAACAUCAGGAAGGACGCCUGGACCCGAGUGGACAUCCCCAACCCACCUCCAAGACGCUGUGCGCACCAGGCGGUGGUGCUUCCUCAGGGCGGAGGACAGCUGUGGGCAUUUGGAGGGGAGUUUGCUUCUCCCGACGGAGAGCGGUUCUACCACUACAAGGAUCUCUGGGUGCUGCACUUAGCCACCAAGACCUGGGAGCAAGUAAGGUCAUCGGGAGGCCCUUCGGGCCGGAGCGGACAUCGGAUGGUGGCCUGGAAGAGACAGUUAGUCCUCUUUGGUGGCUUCCAUGAGAGUACAAGAGAUUACAUCUACUACAAUGACGUGUAUUCCUUUAACCUGGACACGUUCACGUGGAGCAGACUGUCCCCAUCGGGGGCUGGGCCCACACCUCGAUCGGGCUGCCAGAUGUCCGUCACCCCUCAAGGCAGCAUUGUCAUCUACGGGGGCUACUCGAAACAGAGAGUCAAGAAGGAUGUGGACAGAGGCACCCAGCAUUCAGAUAUGUUCCUGUUGCAGCCGGAGGAUGGAAGAGAAGGCAAGUGGGCGUGGACCCGGAUCAAUCCUGCGGGGGCCAAGCCCACUCCAAGGUCUGGCUUCGCGGUGGCCGUGACCCCAAACCAUCAGACGCUGCUCUUCGGGGGUGUCUGUGACAGGGAGGAGGAGGAGAGCCUGGAGGGGGACUUCCUCAAUGACCUGCACUUCUACGACGCCACCAAGAACCGCUGGUUUGCAGCGCAGCUGAAGGGACCCAAGUCAGAGAAGAGGAAACGUAGGCAGGGCAAAACCACAGAGCCCGAAAGUGCUGACAAGCAGGAGUGCAGGGGGGCUGGAGCCCAGGGGCCCCUGGAGGUGGUCAGAGAGGUGGUCACAGAGGAUGGGACUGUGGUCACCAUCAGACAGACGUUGGCUGCCCCGGGCUCGGCUGGACGGCCGCCGUCCGAUGAGGAGGACAGCCCCGACAACGCCAGUGGCCCUGUGGUGGGGCCGAGCCCCCGCUCGAACGCCAUGCUGGCCGUGAAGCACGGGCGGCUCUACCUCUACGGGGGCAUGUUCGAGGCAGGUGACCGCCAGGUCACGCUUGGUGACCUGUACUGCCUGGACCUGCACAAGAUGCAGGAGUGGACGGCUUUGGUGGAGAUGGAUCCAGGAGCUCAGGAGUGGCUGGAGGACACAGACUCCGAAGAGGACAGCAGUGAGGGCGAGAGUGCCGAGGGCGGGGACGAGGACAGCAGCGAGCGCGGUGGGGAGGCUGGGGGUGCGCUCUCAGGGGACGCCUAAGUUUGUGAAGGGACGUUUAUGUGUGGAGUGCAGCGCGCUGGUGUCUGGGACGGAGCGAAGAGUGCCCUCGCCGCACGACAGCUGUACCUAGGGUGCUCCCGUGCUCAUCCUGCCACGCGGGGAGCGGGGGCCUCUGGAGCUGCCUGACCCGGGCCUCCAUCCUGGGCUCGAUGUGCUUCCCUCCUGCCCCCUCCUGCCCCCUCCUACCCGCUCCUGCCUCACGGAGCUGCUCCCACACGCACGGUGCUGCCCGCUGAGCAGCUUGCACAUGGACUGCCUGGCCCCAGCAGUAGCGGGCGCAGCUCUCCCUGGACGACGCUGGGCCCCACGUCGAGAGGAGAGCCGGUCACGCUGUGGCAAACGGUGUGGCGACUCCCACGACGACCCCUGGAGUUAACCUGAGCGAGAUGCGGUUUCUUCCCCUCAGUGUCACUGGGACUGGGUGUGAUUUCCAAUAUGCCAGCCUUGGGGCGAAGAGGUGAUGUUCUGUGCGGCCCCCGGGGGUGCCAGCGGGGCCCCCGCGCUGCAGGCAGCACCUAGAAGACGAGGUAGAAGGCGGGGUGCGGGGUGGGUGGUUUCCCCACUGCGAGACUAGGGGCCGCGUGCUCCAGUGGACGCUGUGUCUUCGGCCUGCGGGCCCCGCUGUGAUUUCCGAAAGUCAUCGGUGGCAGCCCCCCAGCCACCUUCACGCUGUCUCUGCCAGUCUUCGAAAUAAAGUUGUGUUGGCCGGGG